Molecule: messenger RNA, 978 nt
Organism: Eimeria necatrix
Lineage: Eukaryota; Apicomplexa; Conoidasida; Eucoccidiorida; Eimeriidae
Product: GTPase domain-containing protein, putative
Exons: 9
Coding region: 1-978 (325 amino acids)
Cellular component (GO): mitochondrion
Molecular function (GO): GTP binding; GTPase activity
Source: RefSeq, a predicted model, not a curated record
AUGUCUCGUGGUGUGGUGGAGCUUCAGAAGAAGGCAGCAGAGGUGGAUUGCCUCGUAGAGGUUAGAGAUGCGAGAGCCCCUCUCACUUCGAGCGGGUGUCUUGAAGCCAUAAAGCCUCCCAAGCAUCUGAAGCGGCUAAUUGUUCUGAACAAGUGCGACCUUGUCUCCUCUACAGAUGCAAAAAAGGCGCAAGAACUACUCCAGGCAGCCGGCCUGGAGUCCGUCCUAGUCUCUGCAAAACAGCGCAAGGGCUUGCACAAGGUUACUGAAUGGGUGCUGGGGACCCCGGAGCCCAAAUUUAGCAGCAUCGGCCGCUGGCUGCUUUUGGCCGGGCUUCCCAACACCGGCAAGUCUUCAAUUCUUAAUGCGCUCAAGGCGCUCGCCUUCUCCGCGAGCUUUCACGGGAAACCCGGCAAUCAACUCGUUCAGGGUGUCAAUAAAACAACAGCGAAAACGGGGAAGCUGCCUGGAGUAACGCGAGAUGUGAAUGCGUUUCAAUUGACGAAUAAACCAAAAGUUUUCUGCUUCGAUUCUCCAGGCAUUCUUUUGCCUAAGAAUUGCGACCCGGGCAGAAGUUUGAUAUUGGGAGUUUUGGGCAUUUUGCCAGAACACCUUAUAGGGGAAGAAUUGGCUGCAGAUUAUCUCCUCUUCCAGCUUAACAAGAACCGGCAGUUUGGCUACGUGCAAGUGCUAGGGCUAAACGGGCCCACAAACGACAUUUACGAGGUGUCCCGCCACAUUUGCCAGACAUUAGGCCGGCGGCAAGAGCGCUUCAGUCUACCGCCUGUGGACCUCUCUCGCGGUUUUGUGUUUUUCUUGAAUUUAUUCAGAGAGGGCCACUUGGCCUCUCUUUGCCUCGAUACCCUGCCUUAUGCCGCAGAUGUAGUGCUGCGUAGAGAUGUCCUCGGGCAGCAAAGAGAACCACCGGAUCCUUGGCUUCUAACUGACCAAGAAAUGCCCGUACCAGGCUUGAACUAG